GGUGCUUCUCUUCCGUCGUUUGCACUUUUCUCUCUUCUUUUCUGGACAAAAGCAACUUUUUUUUAUUCUUUUUUUUUACGGAGGAAAGUUCUUCCAUCCCCCAGAUGCCGCAGACAACCCCUUUGCUUCGAUAUCGAGAGGGCCAGCGAGAGCAGUGAUGGGCCCCUGAGAUGUCGACACCUACCAGACAGAGGUCCCUGCGAGAGAGAAUCCAGUCCGCUUCGAGGGGAAUCGGCAUCUCCUGGCAGGGGAAGAAGUCGAAGAGUUAUCACAGUAAGGAAUCUCUGGCAGAAGCUCAGUCGAGUGAGGGAGACCAAGAAGCCAAAAAUGAAGAGCCAAGUGCGGCCUUCAAAGCGGAACCGAGCAGAGUCCCGGAUGCUGGCGCGGCCACCGAGGAAGGUGUUUCCAGUCAGGAAAAGAAGCCUCUUGGGCGCACUCUUACGCAACCAGCGGGCACGGAACAGUACAAGGUGCAGGCCUCAGAUACGUUGGCCGGAAUCGCCGCCCGGUUCGAUACCACACCAUCCGAACUGGCCAAGCUCAACAGACUUGCGGCCAGAAUGGUGUUUCCAGGCCAACUUCUUUAUGUUCCGGAGAAAAAGAACAAAGAAACAGAGACAGGGGAUGAUCAGGAAUCAUCUGACACUCUUUUACCACCUCAGGAUGACCAGGAGAGGAGGCCGAGUGUCACGGAUGCCCUGCGCAUUCCCUACAGACGUGCCAGCGAGAGAGCGCACAGAUUCCUGAAAGUCAAGGCGCGACAUUUCACGGAUGGGCAGGGUGUCGUGUCUGGAGUCCUCAUCAUCACUCCCAAUGCCGUAAUGUUCGAUCCCAAUGUAUCCGACCCCCUGGUUAUUGAGCACGGUGUGGAGAGCUAUGGCGUCAUUGCACCCCUCGACAUGCUCAUGAGAGUUGCCAUCUAUUUCGACAUCGCCCAUAUGAAAGUGCAACACGCUGCUCAAGAUGCCGAAGCCAGGCCCAAAGUAGACGUAUACUAUGGUAAAAUGAUCGACGUUGAAGACACAUCUGCUGAUGAAGAGAACGAUACAGUUCCCCCAUUACAUGCGAAGGCCCCUUCCAUAGAGAUCGAUUCCACAGCAGAAAAAAAGCUUCCCGAGACACCUCCUGCUUCAGAAGAAGACAUUUCUCAGACCACCCCAGAACCCAUAGUUCCUGAACCCGCUCCUCUUACUGAAAUCAUUCCUCCGCAGAAAGAUACUCCUCCUCCUGAAAGCCAGUCACUUACUAAAGAAAUAGUGACUAAAGAUAUUGGAAAGCCUCCACCAGGAGAUUCAGUAGACAGUUUCGAUGAAGAAGUGAGCAAUGCUUUCGCUGCCUCGGAAACUCAGGCGAGUGGACAAGAGGUUCCCGCCGAGAGUCGUCGCGAGCGUAUGCUGAAACGCCUCUCCUACCCCAUGGAGUCCAUCACUUCCAUCUCACGCAUUUUGACCUCCUCGCCCAAGUCGUUCGUGGACUUCUCAGGGUCCUUAUUCUCCGGAGGGCGAGGGUCCGAGGAGGAGGAGCUCAAGGAGCAGGAAGAGGGGCAGCAGCCGGAAGCUGCGGCGGACACUGGAGUUGGGUACCAAAACCUCGUCGAGGAGAAACCAGAGAUCUUCGAGGCCCUAGACAAGUUGCUGAGCAAGCAAAAAAAAGAGGAGGUGGAAGGCCCACCCCUUUACCUGUGCCUGCGGAUGGGGAUCCCGAAAGAAAGGAAACCCCAUCCCUCGCCCGUGCUUUCUUACGGAAAGAAGCGGGCUCGAUCCGAGUACUGGUUCUCUAUACUCAGGAGCAGAGUGGAAGACGUUUAUAACUUCCUACAGCAAUGGAUCCCCCACUUGUAUGGCGACGUGGACGACGUCGAUCCGGACGAGGCCGGGUUCAUACCCAUAGACGAUUCCUUGCCGGACGAGGAGGAAGAAGAAAAGAAGGAGGGGGAGGAUGGAGAAGGGGAAGGAGGAGAAAAAGAGGCACCUCGUUCGUUCCUUAAACUGGUGGAGGAGCACUUUGGUUUCAAGAGUAUUAGUCCCGGAGACUGGGAGGUUCUAUCUUUGGGCGAGAUGGAGAAAAUCAACUAUUCGGAAUUGGAGCUUCCUCUUCCAGAUCUCCUAUCACCUUCAGAAAUCUUGCAAGAAGAACACAUUAAAGAGCUCUACACCUUACUGCCCGCCCGGGCGGUGGGAUUUCCCUGGACGCGCAUCUAUUCGACGUCCACCGACGGCUUCCUCCUCAAGACCCUGUACAGAAAGAUGACCGACUUCGACUGCCCCGUCAUCCUCAUCAUGCAGGACACGGAGAAUGCAAUAUUCGGUGCCCUGCUGUCCGAACCCCUCAAACAAAGCGACGGUUUUUAUGGAACGGGGGAGACCUUUCUCUUUACCUUCCACCCGUCCUUCAAGGUAUUCAAAUGGACUGGAGCUAACAACUUCUUCAUAAACGGAAGACACGAUUGCUUUUCAAUUGGAGUUUCAGAGGGUCAUUUCGGUCUAUGGAUUGAUUGCGACCUCUACCGGGGAACCAGCGAACAAUGCCAGACCUUCAACAACGACACGUUGGCGUCCUCGAGAGACUUCCAUAUCAAAACCCUCGAAGCCUGGGGAUUCGUCUAGAAGUAGAUCUAGUCACUGCUGUGUGUCUCCUAGUUGGUAGUUCCGCCACCGCCGCAUAGACCCACCCCUUUCGGCCGGUGCUUCAGGACCCCCCUUUGCUCGAGCUCGUGCCCGACUGCUCGAAGACCAAUCUUCUCGAAGCGCCGGCCUUUGUUCUGCCCCACACCCACCCAGCGCGGAAGGUUUCGAACCGCAACUAUUACAUUACUAGCUCUAGACGGCGUCGCCAAGAAAAAGAAACGAGACAUUCCACGCAUUCGGGGAUCGCCUGUUUCGAAGACCGGAAGAGGCAGUCUCCCAAUCGGAAGGUGUCGAUGCAGAAGAGCGCAGUGUAUCUAGUCGUCUGUAUGCUGUAGUCAAGCUGGGGGGAGGGAAGAAGGAAGAAAACUAACAAAAACUGUUAGAGAACUUUUUAGUUGUUUAAUGUUUAAAAGAAGUUUAGCCUUUGUUCCUCGUUGUGUUCAUAAAGAAAAAAAAAAAAACAUUUUAGUUUUGCUACCACAAUUGGACGUCGAAAAGAAAAGUGAUAUAAAAGAGAGAAAGAGAGAAACCUCCAAGUACAACUGACAAAGCGAAUUCAGAAAAUUUAUUGAGCAUUCUCUUUCCACCGCUCUCUCCACGCUGUUCAGAAUCCUAGUUGCGCGAGAUGUAGAAAAAUGCAUCAAGAACAGUUAUCAACACCAAGUGCUUCAGCAGAAAUACUUGUACGGAUGCGGGAACUUUAUAGAAAACCUUGUUAGUUGCGGCAGUGAUGCAUGAGUGUUAAGAAUAUUUCAUUUGGCUUUGUUAUACUUACGUCUUUUCAAUGCUUUGUAAUGCAUGGAAUGGUUCCUCACUCAUUUCCCAUGUAGAGCAAAACCGUGGAGAGGGUUGUGUAUAAUUACUGCUCGAGACGCUGUCGACCUGCUAUUUGUCCAGGGUCGGCACAAGAAUCGUCUUCCAAUCAGAGUUUAGACUCGACGGCGACGCCCCUCAACUCACCGGGUGACCUUCCACUGGAAGUUUUCUUUUAUUUUUUAAACGAAGGGAAAAAAAAUUCUCCGCGACACGCUCAAACCGUCUCCCUCCUAAAGGGAUGGACCAUCUUAGAAUAUCCGCCCUUUAUUCGGGCUCUACUUUUUUACUCUUUUGAGAUGAACGUUUUUAUUCAGAUCUUCAACUCCUCUCUCUAAUCUACAUAGAUAGAUGAUUUUAUAUCGAAAUAUAUUUAAUACGUAUUAAAUCAUUGUAUUAGUUCGGAGUCACAGCUUUUAGAAAUUUUUGUUCCUUUUAUUGCGAAUUUUUUUAAAAAUAAUAAUAAAAAAAGAACCAGCAAAGCUGUAUGAAAUAGUAUUUUUAGAUAAGAAUUGUAUUUAAGGCGUGGAAAAAACCUCUCGAAUUAGAAUUUGGCACUUUUUCGCUAGAUUUUACAAAUAUUUUUUUAUUAGUGUUUUUCGCGUUUUUCUUUUGUUUACCUCUUUGAUUAGUUUCUUUCUUGAGUGCCGAACUAAAAAAAAUGAAUAAAUCAUCUCCCAAAAAAAAAAGCCAUUGCAAUCUACAAUCUAACUGAAACUUAUCAAAUUCUUGUAUAUCAAACUUUCUACGAUUCCUAAACAGUUUCAUCUCUCUUUAUCAUCAGCCUUUUAUUUCGAUAAAAGGUUCUUCACUGUUUUAGAGUUGGCUGCCCGGGGAGACCCCUCCUCUCGAAGACAUCGAGUGGAAGGUCACCCUUCGCUACAAAAUGAAAAUCAUUUUUAUUCCCACUACUUAUUUUUGUACGUCUUCCCUUCAAACAACUAGAAGGCCACCUCGACUCCCCUUCACCACCUCCAUCGACUUGAAGUAGAUGCGCUAUCGAUGUUUUACAAGCUGUAGGCAGGCUGCCGCCUUGCUUUCUGCCCCCCUCGAAUCUCGUCCUCCGCAACGUCUCUACACAAAACCGCGAGAACACAACUGCAAAUAGGAGCUUCCUGGCCACCUUAUUACAAUCUACAAUGGCCACCUUCGCUUCAAAGGAGAUUACCACCUUGCGGAGGCUGGAAAUUUAAUAAAGGUAAUCGAAUAAUUGGAGCCGGUACAACGCUGGUGCUCAUUUCAAGCGUUUGUAAUCCUUCGACAUCGUCACCAAAGUUGUGUGCAGCUUUUUUUCUCUCCAGAAAUGUGCAAGGCAUAGAAUGCCUGAAGUAUUUCCAUUACUGCUAUGAUGAAGCGAUCUAUGGCUUUAACAAUUUCUGGAAGUAGUCCCUUACUUAGAAUCCAAUCAUGAUGGCAAGAGGGUAAGAUCAUAAUCCUCAUGGGGAAGAGAAAACAUUUGAGCUCCAAAAGACAAAAAAAAAAAAAAAAAAAAAAAACAUAGGUUGCUACUGAAUGAUUUAAGGGAUUCUUGAUUCUAAGAGCCACGGCUUCAGAGCCAUCAGCAGAAUUGGUAUUGUUUCAUGUAUUCUACGUCUUCCACAUAACUAGAAGCAAGCUGUACAUAACACUAGUGGCGAUAUAGAAGAAUAACAAACAUUUCAACUAGCACUUUUGGGUCGGCUCUAAUUAUAUUGAAACAAAUAUUAAAUUUUCAACCUUCGUGUUUUUAAUCCCUCAAAGAAAAUCUUGUGUCAGUACCCCCUUUUUUUUAAUUAUUACCCUUAUAUGCUACAGUAAGCAUUGCAUUUAUAAGUUAUAUUUUAGUCGUUCUACUAGGCUCACAUUAUUUCUCAUUUUUUUUUAUUAUAUUACAAUAAUAGUUAUUGUUUGAAGUUCCCUGAAGUAUUAAUACUUUUCAUUUUCUGAAUCUUAUCAUAAAAAGCCUUCUAAUGUGUAAUACCUCGCUUUUAAGUCAGUUUAAUGUUACCACAAUAAAUGCUACUGUCUUAGGUUAAUUGUUUAGUUGCCGUAACCCGUAAUGUUACCGCAAGGAUAGUCAUUUUUUUGAUGUCCUCGUUCUAAAUAUUAUUUUUACAAUUUCACAAGAAGGAAGUUAAUUUUUCCCCUUCGUUUUUGUGUCGUCCUUUGAUUAUCACUACUGCAAUAUAAACUUCGUUGCCUUCGGUUCUUAACUGACUAAUAGAAUAAUGAGCAAUAUUUACAGAUGCUUUAUUUUAUUAGAUCCAUCCUGGACAUAGAGAGUAAUAGCCAAUAAAUAAACCGAAGAAAGGUUUCACUGUAUUGCUAAAAGUUAAAGAAAAGAAGAAAAAUAACACAAAUUGCAAAUUUUAGAACAAUUAAUAGAUUUGUUAGCGGAAUAAAUUCCGAUCUUGCAUAAUUUGUGUUUCAUCAAACUCUGUUUUGAUGUUUGGAAAAACUGAAGGCAUUAACUAAGUUAAAAUAUAUGUAAGCUGAUAAAGAAAUCAAUGUAUCUGUGUUGAGUCAGUAAUCAAUAAUGGAUGGAACAUAUGUUCUUAAUUGAAGCUUCUAUUUUUUAAGCCAGCCAAGAUAAAUAUUUUGACAAUAUUGACUGUUGUUCGCAUCAUGAUUACAUCCGAUACCAUAUCACUCCAUUGUCAUUUUACUAGGAAAAAAAACCUGUAGUAAUUAUCCUCUCUGGAACCGAUCGUGACGUAGUAGGAUUAUUUUUUUACUGGAUGACACUCUUAUCCAAUAAAACAUAUCUAAUAUCUUAUGGAAUAUUACAUAGGUUUUAUUGACUCUCUUACCUCUCGGUUUUAAUUACAUACUGAUGAUCGCGAAAAUGGUACAGUAGCUGAAAACUGUUUUGGAGGGAAUAAAGAUGCAAUUACGACAACAAAAUUUGUCACUAAUGUAAUAAAAUCAAGGAAGGCUCGAUGUGUGAAUUCGAAUAAGGAGAAGGCCAUUUUAAAUAGUGGAAUUUCAUAAUAGGCAUUUGACUAUUGUAACAUAACUGCAAACCUAAUGUUUUAGUUUCGUCUGACCUCAAUUCUUAAUUUUAUUCGCUACAAAAAUAAUUCAAAUAGAAAUAAAAAUCAAAUUGUCUUCUUCAAUGAGGAAACUCGUUUCUUUUAUCCGAAUUUUAUUGAAAAAAAAAAAUUGCUGCCUACAAUGCAGGAUGUCUAUAUUAGAUUUAAAAAUUAUGAACAAGUAUAUACUGAAGGCAUUUUUUUUUCCUUAAACAAGUUCUGGGGGAAAUUCUAAACACUUUAUGGAUACUUUCGAAUAUUUUCCUCCGAAUAUAAUCUAAGGAAUUAUAUAUAAUUCUUGCCUUUUUUGUUAUAAGCAUUUAAGAAAUAUCAUGUCCUAGUUUUAUAUAUAUAUUAUUUAUUAUUGUCUGAAACAUUUGGUAAGUACUGGCAUUAUUUAAAAAGCCAUUAAAAUUAAUUUGGUGUAGGAUUAAAGUAUCCAGAUAAAAAAAACCUUCAAGGCAGUAUUAAACAAUUUUCCUGAAGUUUCAACCUCAUUUCUGAAGAUAAUGCAUCAAUCGAUUGAGCACAUGAUUAAAUAUUGAACUGUCACUUGCUUUUGAAGAUAUGCCAGGUGCUUCAUAAAUCUAACCGAGAUUGUAGUUAAAAAAAAGUUUUACCGAAUGUUUAAAAAAAUUUCAUAUUGUUUCAAAGAAUGGCUACAAGUGAGGAAUAAUCUUUACUGACCUUGAGUGUACUCUUGAUUAUAUUAAUACUCCCAAAUUUAAAUUAAAAUCAAGCCUUCUCUAUACUCGUUCCUAUCUGCCACGAUUAGUGCUAGCGACAGUAUCUGUGAACCUUUUCGCUGUCGUCUAGCGAAUUCCUUAAUUUAUGAGCUUGUAAUAUUUCUCUAAAAAUAACACGAUUUUUUUUUUUUUUUUUUGCUGUAUUCGAAACAAUUUUCAACCACUGUAGCCUUCCAAGUUAUGAAACAUUCGGAAUUAUUUUAAAGAAUUUGCAGUGGUACAACACAUCAUGGACAUCCUGCUUUUUAAAAUCAUAAAUCUUAAAAUAGCCCGAAACUGUGUACAUCAAGCGAAUAAAGUGCAGAUCUUCGCCCCUCUUUCUUUCCUGUCUUUUUCUCCCCAACACGAAACUGUUUCUCAAUCAUUAGUCUCAGGUGGUUCCAGUUGCGGAGGUGAUUCGUGUGUGUGACGGGCGGCGGCCCCCUUCGCAUUUUGUAGAUAGAAUUCUAUUUUGUAGCCAUAUGAAUGUUGUAGUUUGAAGGACCAAAGGGUUGUCGACCUCAUGUCUGGUGCUCACUCGGAGUUAAAAGUUUAUUUUGUAGUUUAAAA
Molecule: messenger RNA, 7746 nt
Organism: Argiope bruennichi
Lineage: Eukaryota; Metazoa; Arthropoda; Arachnida; Araneae; Araneidae
Gene: mtd
Product: nuclear receptor coactivator 7-like
Exons: 19
Coding region: 171-2606 (811 amino acids)
Biological process (GO): response to oxidative stress
Cellular component (GO): nucleus
Source: RefSeq, a predicted model, not a curated record